Sinocyclocheilus grahami is the source of this 729-nucleotide messenger RNA. RefSeq names its product hyaluronidase-2-like. Lineage: Eukaryota; Metazoa; Chordata; Actinopteri; Cypriniformes; Cyprinidae. The transcript has 3 exons. The record is from RefSeq and is a predicted model, not a curated record. Gene Ontology annotation, cellular component: cytoplasmic vesicle. The coding region runs from base 85 to 729 and encodes 214 amino acids. Gene Ontology annotation, molecular function: hyaluronoglucuronidase activity; hyalurononglucosaminidase activity. Gene Ontology annotation, biological process: hyaluronan catabolic process; carbohydrate metabolic process.
CUGAAGCAGGUGUACAUCUACAUAUAGAAACUACUGAGGACGUCUGUCUGCUGGGAAAGAGACAGCCUUACAGCACAGUCUGAAAUGAGAAACAUCACACGUCUGUUUGGGGCGACCCAACCUCAAUGGGUCUCCUGGCUGUGGCUCUUGUUUUCGAUGCUCUUUUGGACCUGUUUAAAAGCACAGCAGUUAAAAAACACUAGAUGGCCGCUGUAUUCCGGCAAGCCUUUGCUUUUGGCCUGGAACGCCCCUACAGAAGACUGUAGACCUCGACAUGACGUCACCUUCCAGUUGGAUCAAUUCCAAAUAGUGGCGUCACCAAACGAGGGCUUCACCAAGCAAAAUCUCACCAUCUUCUAUCAGGACCGUUUGGGUUUGUACCCAUAUUUUGAGCCAGACGGCACUCCAGUCAACGGCGGCCUACCGCAAAUCGCCAGUCUCACACAACACCUAGAACGGAUGCCGGAAGGGCUCAAGAAGUACAUCAAGGACCCGACAGUGAAAGGCCUCGCUGUGAUCGACUGGGAGGAGUGGCGGCCACUCUGGAUACGUAAUUGGGGCCCUAAAGACAUUUACCGUGAUCGUUCGCGACGGUUAGUCGCUGAGAAAAACCCAACUUCGCCUCAAGAUCAGGUGGCCAAAGUGGCCCAGUCUCUCUCGGCUCUGUUCAGUAGAAACGCUUCUUCAUCCCCAGCGGAGAAAUCCGGACUAAACCAACUCGCCAUGUAG